Selaginella moellendorffii is the source of this 850-nucleotide messenger RNA. Its product is annotated as protein FRA10AC1. The transcript is spliced from 11 exons. Lineage: Eukaryota; Viridiplantae; Streptophyta; Lycopodiopsida; Selaginellales; Selaginellaceae. The record is from RefSeq and is a predicted model, not a curated record. Gene Ontology annotation, molecular function: phosphatase activity. Bases 43 to 759 code for a protein of 238 amino acids. Gene Ontology annotation, biological process: dephosphorylation.
GGCUUUAUUUUCCUUUGCCCUAGAUUAUCGAGCGCGAUCGUCAUGGCUUCCUUCGGCGCACUCCAGGAGGAGGUUUUCGCUCGCCAGCAACGAAAGCAGCACUUCGAUUCAUACAUCAAGGGAUUGAAUGCUUACGAGCGGCACAAGAAGUUCAUGCGCGAUUAUGUGCACCAUUAUGGAGCUCCAUCGCAGCAGCCCAUCCGGCCGAUAAAAACCGAUGCAGACACUUUGCGAGAAACUUACAGAUUCAUACGCUCGGAAGAAGACGAUUCGGAAAGAAGCUGGGAGCAGCGGCUUGCUAAACGCUACUAUGACAAGCUUUUCAAGGAAUAUUGUUUAGCAGACAUGUCCCGCUACAAAGAAAGCAAGGUGGGCUUGAGGUGGCGGACUGAGAAAGAAGUCAUCGCUGGGAAAGGCCAGUUUAUCUGUGGAAACAAGGAUUGCAAUGCUAAGGAGGAGCUUUGCAGCUAUGAGGUGAAUUUUGUCUACAAGGAAGCUGGUGAAAGCAAGCAAGCACUGGUAAAAUUGCGGCUCUGUCCGGGCUGUGCGUACAAGCUUAACUACAAAAAGGAGAAGGAGAAGAAGCGGCAGAUGAGAAAGGAGCAGAAAGAAGAAACCAAGAAGAAAAGAAGAGUUUCAGAAGAGGAAGAAACUCCCGGAAGAGCUCCUCGCGGUGCUGAUCAAAACGUUGCUCAAGGCCCAUCCGAGGAGCGAGACAAAGACGAGUACGCCGAGUACUUCAAAGGCAUGUUUUCAUAGAAACUGGUUAACUGGCUAUUGUUUUUGCAUCACUGUACACUUGGAAGAAGAAAGAACCACCAAAAUUGGGUGGAAGAACAAGAAAAAAGAA